AUGGCGAACAGUCUCGCCAGGCUGUUGCCCAACUUGGGCGGGGCGGGCGGGCACGUGCGUCGCCUGUACGCGAUGACCGGUACGGUGAUGCAUUCGGACGCGAUGCAUUCGGUACUGUUGUACGGAGCGCCAAUAUGGGCAGACAAGGUGUCUAAUAGCCCGGCGCUCCUGAGACAACUCGUGGGCGUCCAGCGCCUGGUCGCGCAAAGGGCGUCCCGAGCGUUCCGUACGGUCUCGCACGCAGGGGCGACUGCCCUCUCGGGCAUUCCGCCGAUUAAUCUCCUCGCGAAGUCACACGCGAGGACCUAUCGGCGGAUGCAGGAGGUUAAGAACCUGGGUGGCGUAUUCUACCCAGGGAGAGGGCAGUGCUGA
This is a messenger RNA of Temnothorax curvispinosus, 372 nucleotides long. RefSeq lists its product as uncharacterized. The record is from RefSeq and is a predicted model, not a curated record. Lineage: Eukaryota; Metazoa; Arthropoda; Insecta; Hymenoptera; Formicidae. The transcript has a single exon. Bases 1 to 372 code for a protein of 123 amino acids.